AUAACACGAGUGUUCUGUUUUAUACACCUCGUACCCGAUGCUUACAAGUUACCACGCAUGUAACUUAUUUAACCUCGCAUGGCGGGGCAACAGAAUCCAUUGGUUUAUGAAUGGAAUUUUGUUUUUGAUUAAAAUUACUACAAUUAGAGCCUGUAUGUUUGCUAAUUUCCAUUUUUAGUUAAUUUUAAUUCCUUUUGUUGUCAUUUUAUAAGUUUGAGUGUGUGUCCUUUACACACCACUGAUAUAUAAACUUUGUUGGCUACCACUUGCGUUGUGUUUUGUAAGCUGAAAUAUUUCAGAGGAAUUUAAGCAUAACGUUUUCGCUACAGUGGAGUUGAGGCAUAUCAAACUAUAAGUGUAUGUUAACUGUAGCUACAGUAGGGUUGUGGUAUUAUAAACUUUGUUAGCAAUUUCUAGCGUUGCGUUUCGUAUACUGAACUAUUUCUUUAACACAUGAAUUCAACUUUAAGCACAGUUGCCUUAAAGUUUUAUAAACUCUGUAUUUUUGUUAGCUGCGGUUGCAUUGUUACAUUAUAGACUUUGUUAACAGUUGAUGUCUAAGAGUUGCUUCUCUGUAUGAAAGUUUUAAAAUGAAAUCAACGGAACAUGACUUUAUACAAGAUGAGGUUGGUGAGGAGGUUUAGAUUCUUGCUCAAAAGUUGAACGAUUUGUGUGAUUCUGGUGGGAAAGAAAUGAUAGGAACUGAACCUGAAGCAGCUGUGGUACUCUAUGAGUUGGCCAAGAUUUAUGAAAAUAAACCUGACUAUAAAAUGUUGAACAUGACUCGUAGUGCAGCUCUGUAUAACGCUGCUAUUGUGAGGGAUCCAAAGAAUCAAAUAUUUAGAGAUGAACUUAAAGCUUUAUGCUCAGCAGUUCUGGUGGAAGCAGAUGCGGCAAAGCUUGACGCUGAUUUGAUUUCUUUGGCAUCUGAGGUGAAAGAAGAACUAGAUAACCUUCGAGAAGACUUUGGUACAAGGUAUACCCAGCUUGAGGAAAUUUCAUACGGUUUAGAAGAUGAUCAACUGAUUAAUCUACAAAAGAAGAAAAUCUUAAAUGUUAUAAAACUUCAACAAGAAGUUACGAGAAGGUACACUGAGUUAAUGAGGUUUAUUUCUGAUGAAUGCAUCGAGAUUAUGGGAGCACCACCAUGCAAAUAUGCUGUAGUUGGAUUGGGUUCCUUGGCACGAUCGGAAAUCACUCUGUACUCAGAUUUUGAACACAUCAUUGUCCUUGAUAAUGAUGAUGCCAAGAUGAAAGAUCAGGAGAUGAUCAUGAAGUACUUCAGAUGGUUCACCACAAUCUUCAACAUCAUCUUAAUCAACCUCGGAGAAACCAUGAUCAACUGUGUUGCAAUUCCAAGUAUAAACCCCAGGUAUAGAGACUGGUUUACAGACAUUGUUACACCAAAUGGGGUAACGUUUGAUGGGAUGGCACCCCACGCUUGCAUACGCCCACUUGGACGACCAGCGACUAAAAACAAACCUUGGAACACUGAAUUUAUUAAACCAGUUGAUGAAAUGGUCCUAUACUUGGACAGUGAUGAACAAGUAAAGCAAGGAUACCAUGUGGCUGAAGUUUUAUCCAAGGCUUGCUUUGUAGCUGGUGAUGAAGCAAUUUGUGCUGAAUAUCAAGAAAAAGCUUAUCGACGUAUUAAAGAGCAUGAUAAAGAAAAUGGCUUUUCGAUUGUAUACAAACGAAUGGAGGAAAUUUUAAAAAUUUUUAACUUUAUUAAUCUGCUGUUUAAUACACAAUUGGGUUUGCAAAACUUUAACAUAAAGAGAGCAAUCUACAGAGGUGCAACGCUCUUUAUUUCAUACAUCGGUCGAUUACAUUCACUACAAGCAUCAUCUUGCUUUGAUGUCAUUGAUGAGUUAGAAAAAGGCAAAUGCAGUAAAGAGGCGGCGCAUCAAUUCCGGUUCAUGGUGGCAGUGACUUGUGAGGUUCGCGCAAAACUUUAUCAUUUAAAGGGACAACAAGAUGAUGUUUUUAUGGAGGAUUCUCGAUUUGAAGAUCUUACCCCGGGUUUGAUUAAAAUUGUUGGAAAACAAAGCUUGGUUUCUUUAUUGGAAACAAUAAUGAUUGUACAGGGAUUGAAAAUACCAGAUAAUGAUAAAUGGCAAUCAGAAAUGAUUAUUUUGGGGAAGGAUGUGAGGCAUACAGUGCUUGCUUUAUAUACACUUCACUUGCAUGAAGAUUUGGUUGAACUGAUGAAACAAAUAGUUUCCUCAUCCCAAGCUGACAGGUUUCUAUUUCCUGUUCAGGCUGUUGAAGUUGCAUUUAAAAGCAAGGAAUAUGAUCUGAUUAUUAAAAUAUGUUCAAACCUUAACCAAUCUAAGCUUACAGUCAAUCAGAAAUUUGAAUAUAAAGUUUAUGAGUUGGCCAGCAUUGUAAAUCGAUCAUACAACGAAGAGACAAAAUCUUAUGAAGGUUCAAGAUCAGUAGUUGAAACCAAGAUCCAGGAAUUGGAAGAAGUGAUGGAAACUGUUGAACCAGAAAGUAUAAAUACGAACUUGAUACUAAAAACAUACUUCGAUAGCUCGAAGGUAGCGGAAACUAAUGAACCAAGCAUUUCUUGGGUUUAUACUGUUAAAACAUACUCUGAUACCUUGAUGUUGCUCAAAGAUGGUAAGGUUCUCAAUAAUUCCAGCAUUCAUGCAGUUUGGGAACAGGUUUUAAACUUGAUGUGUCAUGAUACAAGCGAUACAGUUAAAAUUGAAACACUGUGCGUAUAUGCUGAAUUUUUGAUGAAAAAUGAUCAAUACACAGAAGCAUUUAAUAUACUGGAUCAGGCGAAACAAACAUUGCAACCAUACAAGAAUACAACAACAUAUAUGCACAUGCAUUUGUAUAAUAUAUACAUGGUUUGCUACUAUAAUACUGCAAAUAUUAUCGAGGCAUUGAUAUGUUGGUUGGAAUUUGCGAGAAUCUGUAAGAAUCUUAAGCGACCAAUACCUGAUGAUAAUAAACAAGCGAUAAAAUAUACUUUUCACCAAUUCAUAUUCGAUUAAUCCAUGAAGUUGUGUAAAUCUGCUGCAACACUGGUA
Molecule: messenger RNA, 3044 nt
Organism: Ciona intestinalis (vase tunicate)
Lineage: Eukaryota; Metazoa; Chordata; Ascidiacea; Phlebobranchia; Cionidae
Source: RefSeq, a predicted model, not a curated record